This is a messenger RNA of Hansenula anomala, 1830 nucleotides long. RefSeq lists its product as uncharacterized. The record is from RefSeq and is a predicted model, not a curated record. The transcript has a single exon. Bases 1 to 1830 code for a protein of 609 amino acids. Lineage: Eukaryota; Fungi; Ascomycota; Saccharomycetes; Phaffomycetales; Wickerhamomycetaceae.
AUGAACACAAACGAUCCAUUGCAAGACGCUCAAGGGUCAUCAUCCAUAGUAACAGCACCAACAUUUCAAAAUGCUGUCAACAUACCAGGUGCUAAUGUUAGCAAUCCACAAUUAUCUUUAUCCAAAAAUGAAUUGACAAAUUUACCAUCUUUAACCAGUAUACCCUCAAGUGAUUUGUUGGUACAUCCAUUGAACUCAUCAUCUUCAUCAGCUUCAACUUUUGAGAAAACAUUGAGUGCUACCUCAUCCUAUGCAGAUUCUGUUGAUAGUCAAAGAAAAUCAUCAAAUGAAGAUAAUAAUGCAUCAGCUAUUGUUCAAUUGGCAAGAAGAAGAAGAUCAUCAAAAUCUAAAGAAAAACAUCAGAGGAAGAAUUCAGCAUUGAGCAGACCUCAAGGACGUCCAUUAUCUAAAGAAACAAGAAUCCGUUUGACAUUAGUACCCACACUAGGUAUAUUAUAUUCAAUUUUAGUAUCUGAUACAAUGAGAAAGACUUUGAAAGUUUUGAAUUAUUCAGAUGAGGAGAACGGUAUGCUUUUAACAAAUGAAGAAUUAUCAACAAGAAAUGUCAUAUCUGGGUUUUCAUCUUUGUUGAAUGUUAAAACUGCUAGGUUUAGUGAAGAUGGAUUGAGUUAUAGUCCUGAAAAAAAUGCCAAUAUCCCCAAAUUUGCCUCAAUUGAUGAAGCUGUAUAUAAUUUGUUUGGUUUGAAUGAUUAUACUUUGAUCAGAGUAUCAAGAGCUGCUGCAACUGAAGUUGGUGGAUCUGUUUUAUUGAAAAUUGAAACUGCAAUGCCUGGAUAUCUUUAUUUGAACGAUGAUGAAGAUGAAGAUUAUAAAACAGUGGUGGAAAACAAAGCUAUGUAUCUUGAAGCUAUUGGUUCAAAAGGUGAUCGUCCUUCAACAACUUUUUUGAAGAAAAAGGUUGCAAGACCAAGAUAUAAAUCUGAUAUGAGGAUUUAUCUCAUUCCACGUAUCAAUUCUUGUGCAAUUUAUUGUGAAAAAAGAAUGUUUAAAAGAGAUUUGUUGAGAGGGUUUUUGAAUAUGAACAAAUUGGAUAGAAGUAUUAUUGUUGCUUUCAAUUAUCAAGAAGCUAUUGAAGAAUUGGAAAAAGAAGGAUAUGGUGAUUUGAUUAAAGAGAUGAAGUUGCCAACAGUGGAGGAGUUUAAUAGAUCAGCACAUGUUCCACAUUCUUCUAAUUAUCCAAUGUCAUCAGUUGGACUAUCCAUUUCAAAACAAUCUGAAAUUCAACAUCUUCAACAUCUUCAACAACAACAGCAGCAGCAGCAGCAGCAACAACAACAGCAAUUUAAUCAUGUUCCACCACCACCACAUCAACAACUAUAUCCAGGCUAUCCUAUUCAAAGACCUAAUGAAGUUCCACCCUUUUAUGAUCCAGCCCAACCACAACCACAAUUGAGUUAUGGAUUUCCUCAACAAUCACCUUCUCAAAUUUACCAACUUCCACACCAUCCACAACAACCAUCAUCACAAGCUAACCUGUUUCCACAAUAUAAUUCAUACACAUAUUCUCAAGAAGUGGAACCAAAUCAACAGCCAGCGACACAGCCAGGAUUUAGCUCAAUGGAUCAACAAUUUGUACAACAGCCUAUGGAAGAAAUGGUUGGUGCUCAUGAUCCAAAUCGAAGAAUCAAUUCUCAGUCAGUGAGCUACUUCAAUCAACAGCAAAUGUUUCCCUCUCAAGUUAUGAAUCCAUAUUCUAAUAUACCACAUGGUCAACAUUUUAUCAAUCCAGCAACAGCUGCUCCAACUGCUACUGCUACUGCUCAAUCCUUCCCACCAGCUCAGGACGCCAGUGGCCAGUAUUAUCAAUGA